AUGAUCGCCGCUCAGGCCAAGCUGGUUUACCAGCUCAAUAAAUACUACACUGAGCGCUGCCAAGCGCGCAAGGCGGCCAUCGCCAAGACCAUCCGAGAGGUCUGUAAGGUGGUCUCGGACGUGCUAAAAGAAGUGGAGGUACAGGAGCCUCGCUUCAUCAGCUCCCUGAGCGAGAUCGAUGCCCGCUACGAGGGGCUGGAGGUCAUCUCGCCCACGGAAUUCGAGGUGGUGCUCUACCUAAACCAGAUGGGCGUCUUCAACUUCGUGGACGACGGCUCCCUGCCCGGCUGCGCGGUGCUCAAACUGAGUGAUGGACGCAAGCGGAGCAUGUCUCUCUGGGUCGAGUUCAUCACGGCGUCCGGCUACCUCUCAGCGCGCAAGAUCCGCUCACGUUUCCAGACCCUGGUGGCUCAGGCGGUGGACAAGUGCAGCUAUCGGGAUGUGGUCAAGAUGAUCGCAGACACCAGCGAGGUCAAGUUGCGCAUCAGGGAGCGCUAUGUGGUGCAAAUCACCCCUGCGUUCAAGUGCACCGGUAUCUGGCCUCGCAGUGCGGCACAGUGGCCUAUGCCCCAUAUCCCGUGGCCCGGCCCCAAUCGGGUGGCGGAGGUCAAGGCCGAAGGAUUCAACUUGCUGUCGAAGGAGUGCUACUCACUGACGGGCAAGCAGAGCUCGGCGGAGAGCGAUGCCUGGGUGCUACAGUUCGGGGAGGCUGAGAACCGCCUGCUGAUGGGCGGCUGCCGAAACAAGUGUCUCUCGGUUCUGAAGACGCUGCGGGACCGCCACCUGGAGCUGCCAGGCCAGCCGCUCAAUAACUACCACAUGAAGACGCUGCUGCUGUAUGAGUGCGAGAAACACCCGCGGGAAACGGACUGGGACGAGGCGUGCCUAGGCGAUCGGCUCAACGGCAUCCUGCUGCAGCUCAUCUCCUGCCUGCAGUGCCGCCGCUGCCCUCACUACUUUCUGCCCAACCUCGACCUUUUUCAGGGCAAGCCCCAUUCGGCCCUGGAGAGCGCUGCCAAGCAGACCUGGAGGUUGGCCAGGGAAAUUCUCACCAAUCCCAAAAGCCUGGACAAACUAUAG
Molecule: messenger RNA, 1080 nt
Organism: Neogale vison (American mink)
Lineage: Eukaryota; Metazoa; Chordata; Mammalia; Carnivora; Mustelidae
Gene: MAB21L2
Product: mab-21 like 2
Exons: 1
Coding region: 1-1080 (359 amino acids)
Source: RefSeq, a predicted model, not a curated record